AAACCCUGUCCGCUAGGCGAUGCAGGCCGAAUCUUCCACGCCCGCCACGCGAGCACAUGAGCACGUCGCCACCGCAGGCCGCAGGCGCGACGCGACCGCAAGUGCCGUCUCCGCCACAAGCCACAGCACAGCUAGCUCAGAGCAACAAAUAUGAUGCUUCAACCAUCUGUCUCUUCAUUCUUCCUCGCCUAGCUAGCUGAGACCCUGACCUGAUCGCGCGAGCUAUAAAUACCCACCACUGUCCCGGCGGGCCUUCCUCCCGCCCGCUCGCCUCCUGUCUUGGACUGGACAGCAGCACGGGCGCGCGCACGGCAGUAGCUGCGCCAUUGCACGCCUCCGGCCGGCCGCUGCUGUGCUGCCGCCGCACACCCGUCCUCGCACCGCACUGUGUGUGCCUCGUCCUCCACGCGGCAGAAGGUGCUGAUCCGUUGCAGGUUUGGCGCGCCACCGCGUAUGCUCGCUCGCGUUUGCUGAUGUUCAUCUAAUUCUAUCCGCGGCCGAAAGAGCAAUUGUCCGCGCGCGGAGGGGCGGCCGGCGGCCGGCGGCGGCGAAGGGAGAGAUUUCUACUCAAGUUUCAGACUGUUAUUUGUGACGUCAAGAUGGUUAAUUUCGGAAAGAAAUUGAUGGCCGAUCAAGUGGAAGAAUGGAAAGGAUACUACAUCAAUUACAAGCUGAUGAAGAAAAUGUUAAAGCAAUAUGUCCAACAGACCCAGCAUGGUGGGAAAGAUCGUGAACAAGUUCUUAAAGAGUUUUCAAGGAUUCUUGAUGACCAGAUUGAAAGAAUCGUGCUUUUUCUGCUACAACAACAAGGCCAUCUUGCCAGUAGGAUUGAGGAAUUGGGAGAAAAACGCUCUGCUCUGGAAGAGUAUGACAUAUCACAAGUUUAUCAGCUACAUGAUGCAUACAGAGAAGUCGGGCUUGAUCUUAUAAAGCUUCUCCGCUUUGUUGACGUGAAUGCUACCGGUAUACGCAAGAUACUAAAGAAAUUUGAUAAACGCUUUGGCUACAAGUUCACUGAUUAUUAUGUCACCACUCGCGCAAAUCAUCCUUAUUCUCAGCUUCAGCAAGUCUUUAAGCAAGUGGGAAUUGUAGCUGUUGUAGGUGCAUUAUCGCGCAACCUUGAAUAUCUGCAACAUCAUGAAGGAAGCUUUGUAUCCAUCUAUGAUCGUCCAGCAGUUACUUUGAAGGACCCUAUUAUAGACCAAGUAAACCAUGCAGUACAGAAGCUCACGCAUGCCACGAAUUUUAUGCAAUUCUUGGGACAACACUCGCUUAUUGUCCAGGAAGAUGCACAAAGCGGGUCAGAGGACCUUGUUGAUGAUCAGAGCUACCAUUUCAUGUCGCUGAUGCUUAAUCUAGUGAACACAUUCCUUUACAUGGUGAAUACAUAUAUCAUUGUGCCGACUGCAGAUGACUAUGCAGUAAGCCUUGGGGCUGCUGCAACUGUCUGUGGUAUAAUUAUUGGAUCGAUGGCAGUCGCUCAAGUUUUCUCCUCAGUCUACUUCAGCGCCUGGUCAAAUAAGUCCUACUUCAAACCUCUUGUAUUCAGUAGCAUUGUGCUGUCUCUUGGAAACCUGCUGUAUGCAUUGGCAUUUGAUCUAAAUUCACUGUCAGUUCUCCUAAUUGGACGACUGUUAUGCGGGUUAGGCUCUGCAAGAGCAGUGAACCGUCGCUAUAUCAGUGACUGUGUGCCUCUCAAGAUGAGGCUACAAGCCUCUGCCGGGUUCGUUAGUGCUAGCGCUCUUGGCAUGGCAUGUGGGCCUGCUCUGGCUGGUUUUCUCCAGACUAAAUUCAAGAUAUACUCGAUCACUUUUAAUCAGAGCACAUUGCCUGGAUGGGUUAUGUGCAUUGCUUGGCUUAUUUACUUACUGUGGCUAUGGUUUACAUUCAAGGAGCCGGAACACUUCACUAAAACUUUGGUCAAUGAACAUCCAUCAGAAUCAGGUCGCCAAGGAAAUUCUAACUUGGAGGAAGGUCUAGCUCAACCAUUGCUUCUAGGUGUAGAACAGAGGCAGGAUGAGAACUCAGACGAUAGAUCGAACCAUGGAUCUCUUCUUAUGUAUUCAUAUCUUUAUGAUCUUGUUGUUUGUCAGGCCCAGCUGUUGAUAUACUUCAUGCUCAAGUACGCAAUGGAGAUACUACUCUCAGAAUCAAGCGUUGUCACCACAUACUAUUUUAGCUGGUCUACUAGUUCUGUGGCUAUCUUUCUAGCGAUUCUUGGAUUAACGGUUCUUCCAGUAAAUGCAAUCGUUGGAAGCUACAUUACGAACUUGUUUGAGGAUAGGCAAAUUUUGCUGGCAUCUGAAGUCAUGGUUCUCAUUGGUAUAAUCAUGAGCUUUCGUUUCACACCUCACUACUCCAUUCCGCAAUAUGUCAUUUCAGCUCUCAUCACAUUUGUAUUUUCUGAGGUGCUUGAAGGAGUGAAUCUGUCCUUGCUUUCACGAGUGAUGUCGUCAAGGCUUUCCCGAGGGACCUACAAUGGUGGACUCCUUUCAACAGAGGCCGGGACGUUGGCCCGUGUAGUUGCAGACGCCACCAUUACUGCAGCCGGUUAUCUAGGCACGGACCUCCUUCUCAAUGUCACUCUUCUGCCACCUCUUGUGAUCUGCAUAGUCUCCAUCGCAGCAACACUCUACACUUACAACAAUCUCUACUGAAGAAGCAUGUCUCUUGUAGCUGUACAAGUGUAUAGCAAUGUUCCUAAGCUAAAACGAUUCCUGCCCAGAAUGGGUUUGUAUAUCUGUUCGAGCAUGGUUUGUAAACAUUUUGAUGAAGUAUAUAUGCAAUAUUUCUUGUA
Messenger RNA from Zea mays, 2797 nucleotides. Its product is annotated as SPX domain-containing membrane protein OsI_17046. Gene Ontology annotation, molecular function: transmembrane transporter activity. The record is from RefSeq and is a predicted model, not a curated record. Bases 600 to 2657 code for a protein of 685 amino acids. Gene Ontology annotation, cellular component: membrane. The transcript has 12 exons. Lineage: Eukaryota; Viridiplantae; Streptophyta; Magnoliopsida; Poales; Poaceae. Gene Ontology annotation, biological process: transmembrane transport.